Dermatophagoides farinae (American house dust mite) is the source of this 1109-nucleotide messenger RNA. It is a transcript of the gene CIA30, whose product is annotated as complex I intermediate-associated protein 30. Gene Ontology annotation, cellular component: mitochondrion. Lineage: Eukaryota; Metazoa; Arthropoda; Arachnida; Sarcoptiformes; Pyroglyphidae. Gene Ontology annotation, biological process: mitochondrial electron transport, NADH to ubiquinone; mitochondrial respiratory chain complex I assembly. The record is from RefSeq and is a predicted model, not a curated record.
CAUCGCUGGCUGGCUAUAAUCGAUUUGAAUUGAUUUUGUUUUCACAUCAAAAAAAAAAAAAUGAGACCAUCAACGUAUCCUUUACGAUUAUUUCGAUCAAUUAUCGAUACAAAUCGUACAUCGACAAUGUUAAUGAUUCAAUCAACAAGAUCAUUAUAUGAACAAACACGAAGUGGAUCCGUUGAUUUUGAGAAUAAAAAACGUGCUCAAAUGAAUGAAACACAACGUUUAAAAGAAACAACAAAAAUGAUGAAAAAAGAUCUAAAAUGGGCAUGGCAAAUAUUCAAGGAUGCAACAUUUAAUGCAUUUCGUGCAGAUGUUGGUACCGUAGCAUUUGAUGAUAAUCAAUUGAUAAAAAUUUGGGAUUUCAAUCAACGUAAUAAUGAAAAAUUAUCUAGCUAUUCAUUGGAAUUUAAAAGUGAUAAAUUGAAUGAUAUGAACAAUUGGCUUGUAACUUGUGAUGCUGAUUAUGAUGUUGGCUUUUCCAAAUGUUCAUGGACUGUAUCACCAUCUGGUCAUGCUUUAUUCUCCGGAUAUCUGGACACCACUGUACCAAAAGAUGGUAAAACUGUUCGUACUGGUUAUGCAUUUUUAUCCAGUCAAAAAAGUCGUCAUCCAUUCAAUCUACCUACAGAUGGAAUGAAUAUUUUUGAACAAUUUACACACGUUAUUCUUCGAGUACGUGGUGAUGGCCGUAUGUAUCAGAUAUCAUUCGAUACAGCCGAUGUAUUUGAUAUUACUUGGUUUGAUCGAUAUAAUUUUAUGAUGUAUACAUUUGGUGGUCCUUAUUGGCAAUAUGUUAAAAUACCGUUAUCACGUUUCUAUUUCCAUUAUCAAGGUUUUAUUCAAGAUGAACAAUAUCAAUUUAAUCCAAAUACAAUCCGUUCGAUGGGUAUAAUGGUACAUUCACCUUCAUAUUCUGGUCCAUUUCGUUUAGAAAUUGAUUACAUUGGUUUUGUUAAUGAUUGUCAACAUAAUGAUCUUAUUGAAUAUGAAGGUUAUUAUCAUGAAUCAAGUCAAUUGAAAUCGACUUGAUUUAUUUAUUAUUUUACAAUGUUGAUGUGUUGAUAUUAUUUAGUGUAAAUAUAAAUAUUUUUCAAUCAAUCAAA